AUGUCUGACUUUCCUCCAAAUUUAUCAAUAAGACCUUUGACUAUCGAGGAUAUUGAUAAAUGUAUUGCGUUAGAACAAGACGGAUUUCCAGAGGAAGAAAGAUGUAGUCCGGAAAGUUUAAAAUAUAGAUUAAGUGUUGCACCUGAGUUAUGUUCGGGUUUAUUCAUUAGAGAUUAUAAUUUUAAAUAUAAUUCAAUAAACCUACCAGAAGUUGCAGAAAAAUUGCAAAAAGAACAUGAUAAAGAAGGUAAGGAUUCUAAUACCAAUAAUGAAGAGGAAGAUGAUGACGAUGAAUUACCACAAGCUACUUCAGUUACAAAUGAAACUUUAAUUGGUCAUAUUUUAGCUACAAAAAUUGCCAGUGAUAGAAUAACUAAUGAAUCUAUGCAAUUACCAUCAAAAGAAACCCCAAAAACAGGUCAUCAUGAAUCAUCAAGAUUUAUAGGAAUUCAUUCAGUUGUCAUAAGUCCCGCUUGGAGAAAGAAAAAUUUAGGUGCUUUAUUAUUACAUGAUUAUAUACAAAAAUUAUCGAAUCAAGAUUUAGGUGAUCAAAUAAUAAUAAUUGUUCAUGAAGAUUUAAUACCAUUUUAUGAAAAAAUUGGUUUUAAUAAUUUAGGUGAAAGUGAUUGUAAAUUUGCAAAUACUAAAUGGUUUGAUAUGUCAAUUGAUUUAGUAUCAGUGGAUGAUCUUUAG
Molecule: messenger RNA, 693 nt
Organism: Insectozyma verbasci
Lineage: Eukaryota; Fungi; Ascomycota; Pichiomycetes; Serinales; Debaryomycetaceae
Source: the annotation of a GenBank genome assembly